AAAAGGGGCUAUAUAACAUCUCUUAGUCAGCAACUAUGUCAUCUACUAGCCAACCAGACUUCGAAUACUGGCCAGAUGAGUUUGGCUACGCCUACCACGUCGAUGAAUAUGGAUAGAGCCAGUACGUCGUCGACGACAUGGACAACCCCGUUCCGUACGACGACGCCGUUGCGUCCGCCUCCGGCCCGUCCCCCUCGGCGCCUGAAUCAGACGGCGGGAAUGAAUUAGACGGCGGGAUUGCCUCAGACGGCUCUCAGCGCUCCAAGCACUCCACCCACUCCGGCUCCUCCAAAAAGUCAAAGGCCCCGGACCGCUCUGGCUCCUCUGCAGAUUCGGAGGCGGAUUCGGGGCCGGACAGCGGCAUCAGCGACAACACCCCUGCGCAUACUGGGUGGGCGUGCUGCCGCUGCUUUGCGGUCAAUGCCACCGAUCAUCUGGGGAUUUGUUGAGCAGAACCCGCAGGGGCUAAACGAAGAGAACGUCAAUGUUGUUCUUUGCUAUCUGUGCAGACAUCCCUGCUGUGCCUCGUGCAGAGAGGUACGCAACCCCUGAGUAGCGUUAACCCCCAGCCUAAGUAAGGCACCACCUACCUUGAUCACAGUCUGAGAAGGCUGGAGAACGCAGGAAGGAGAGGGCUCGGGCUGGAUAUAAAAACGGUAUUGCCGAUUAGUAGUGAGAUAUCGGAAAGUCGAGGAGUUAUAAUCGAGCAGGAGUGAAGAACUGGGGAAGUUUUCUGUUUUCUUUUGUUUCUAGAUCCGGCUUGGCCGACCAAACAGAUUGUCAUUAGCAAUGUCGUAUUUUCGUUACUUCAGCUCAAUUCAGCAGCGUAGCUCGCUUUUCACUACGUAUAGCCUUUCCGGGGCUUCAACACGUAGCCGGACUUCAUGUUGUGUUCAAGACAUCACGUCAUAUUCCACUGGCCUUAUUCUUUCUUCUUAGCUAGA
Messenger RNA from Canariomyces notabilis, 944 nucleotides. RefSeq lists its product as uncharacterized. The transcript has 2 exons. Bases 138 to 449 code for a protein of 103 amino acids. NCBI's taxonomy places the organism in Eukaryota, Fungi, Ascomycota, Sordariomycetes, Sordariales, Chaetomiaceae. The record is from RefSeq and is a predicted model, not a curated record.